UCAUAAUCAUGGCCACCAUGUUCAAGAAACACUCCAAACGAAAUUUUCGGAAAAAAAUCGACCACGAAGACGACGAAACUGGCGAUGAUCGGGAAAUAGAGAACAUUCCUGUGAUUUCAAAACCCGCGGUCAAAAAUUCUAAACCAAAACAGAAAGACGAGUCAAAGAUCAAGACCGCGUCGUCUAAUUCAUUGCUUAGCUUCGAUGAUGAAGGAGGAGACGAGGGUGAAGUUUUCAAGAUUCGCAAGUCAAAAGAAAGCCGUCGGUUGGCGAAGAAACUAGAACAGGAGAGGAAAAAGAAAGAGGAAUUUGACAAAGGGGGAGUUGUGAAGAAAAAUGAUCUAAAUACUGAUCAGGGCGAAGAUGAUACCGACGAAAGAUUGGCUGCACUGAGAGCUGAGCUGUGUCAAAUUGCAGGCGAUGAUGACGGGGAGGAAGCUGAAGAUGACACUGAUUCAGUAGCAUCAGGACCUAUCAAGAAAGAGCCAGCUAUAAUUUCAAGAAGUAAAACUGAUUUUGGCAUACCAGAUGCAGCAACAAUUCAUGCAGCACGCAAACGGCGAGAAAUGGCAAGACAAACUGAGCAAGACUUUAUCCCUUUGGAUGACACACAGAAAUAUGAGGGAAAUUUUGCAUCCACAGGCCGGCUAGUGAGAGAAGAUGAGAAUGAUGUAAGUGAUGAUGAGGGGGAAGAGGGACCAAUUUCGUUUUCUGUUCCAAAGAAAAGAGGAUUUCCUGCAUUGGAUCGUCGUCGUGAGGUUGAAGCUGCUCUUGCUAAUCAAGAACUUGAAGAGAAUUCUGACAAUGAAGAAGCUGAGGAUGAUGAAGAGAUCAAACUCUGGGAAAAUGAACAAAUUCGCAAAGGUGUUAAAGGGGUUUCAGGACCUGUGGUCCAACCAGAGUUACUACAAACAACUGAGGCAACAAGCUCAUUGUAUCAACAACAAUUCACUGAAGAGAACUCAUUAAGUUAUCAAACUGUACAGCAGCCUUACACAUAUGGAAUUGGAUAUAAUGAUACACACACAAAUGGAAAUCAAACCUAUGGACCUGCAUUUACAACUAAUUCACUGCAAAGUCGACAUGCUGUUACUGUAGAUAUGAUCUGUGACAAGAUGAAACAGCAGUUGGGGACUCUUCAAGAGGUACAUCGCCAACAUAGAAUGGACAAUGAGAAAGCUUCAUCUCAGCUGGAAACUGCUCAGAGUAACAUCAAGAAGUUAGAGCGACAGGGAAGGAAUGCAGAGCAGAGAUUUAGUUUUUUCCAAGAGAUGAGGGGGUAUGUCAGGGACUUGAUAGAAUGCCUUAAUAACAAGGUGGGUGAUACAAGCAUGUUAUUACCAGAGCUGCAAAUAUUGGUUGGUUAUUGGAAAGUCGCUGAACCAAACCUUGCCUUUAUCUAAAGAAAAAUUACUACAGCCUGCCUGGUGUAUAUAUACAAACUUCCUCAAGGACACAAAAGUGUGAAUGGUCAAGUCACGACUGGGUUAAUUUUGAUAUCUCGUUGAGUGAGUUUGUUUGACAGAGAUGAGUUUUCAAAUCAUUACAUUCUGCAGAGUGUAGUAAAGCAAACAACAUACAAUUUAACAUUAUUGGUGAGACUAAACUGCUAAUGAUGAUAUUACUUUGUUGCUUUGAACAGGUACCUGCAAUUGAUGAGCUAGAAACGUCUAUGCAUGCUUUGUUGAAGAAUCGAGCUUGCUUAGUGGUCCAGAGGAGGCAAACAGAUGUCAAUGAUCAAGCAGAGGAUUUUCUUAAUGCUCAAGCUGGUAAUUUUCUAAUUUGACUGAUAUUUAGGUUGCUUGGAAUUUCACCUUACACAUGGUGUGCAUGGAAUACUCCCAGUCACAUUAGCAACUAUGACAGAAACACAUGUAUGAGGCUCAGAGCAAAAGCCAAGGUUAAGAAAAUAUGAUAAAUUCAUGAAGCCUCAGGUAACCUUUGAACCCCUAAUUAAGGUCACAAGAAUAAAGGAAUUGAUCACCAACUAAAGAACCUCGAGAUUGUUAAACAAAUUCUACCUGUCAACACCCUAGGAAAUGUAUGGAGAACAUAAUGGAGAGUCUAGAUGAUGUUAGGGUGUAAGGGUUUAGACCUAGAGGUACUUUCUGCUCAUGAAUUAUUCUCUGCUGAUUUAAACAUUAUGUUGCCCAUGGAAAGAUGUCAAAUCCCCCUUAACAGUACUGUCCAGCAUAAUAAACUUGUUCUAUAGUUUCCUUGCUUAAGUAAAAAUUUUGUCUCCUCCAUGUAGGACGCCAAACCUCAGCUAAAGCAGCAGAUCAGGGGAAGUUGAGACGCACUGCUGAACGAGAGGGAAGAAGAGCACGGAGGAGAAAACACAGAGAAAAGGAGAAGGGCAAAGCUUCCGUACCAGACACUCAUCAUGAAGGACAAUCAACAGAUGAUGAAGAAACUGAGGCAGAUGCUGUUAAGUUUAGGGCAGAAACAAGUAAGAUCUUCUUUUGCAACUAGAUCAUGAGACAGGUUUAAGAAUGGUGCAUUAAAGUAUUAAACCUUUCACUCCCAAUAUCUCAGUAGCGAAUCCCCCUACUAUCUGCCAUACAAUUAUUCUGGUGAUACAUACAUGCAGUUAUGUAUUUUGGAGAACUUGGUAUUGGAUCAACUAAAAAUCCCCUAAUUGUUAUUUUUCUUUAUUCUCAUCAGUUUUCUGCUUGAUAAUGUAUUGAUAUUGUAGAGAGAAAUUCUGUCUUGUUCACUUGUUGAACUUAAAGGGUUAACCAUGAGAGUUUGAUGGUAAAUUUGUGAAGACUUUGAAUAUGAAUCACAAUGUUGUGAUCUAUGCAAGGUUGAUGUGCUGCUGUUGGCAUCACUGUGUAACAGGCUGUCUGCAUGAAAUGGCCAAAUGUUGCUACUUUGUUAUAUUUAACUUUAAUCAUUUAUUUUUGGAGGAAUAGAACAAUUUGAUUGAUGUAAAAUUUGAUAACUUUGUGAGUAAUGACACCCAAUCCCUUCACUGCCUCUUCUUUUCUUUUUCCUCAGAGAGGAUUUUGUCAGAGGAGAAAGUUAUUUUUGAAGAUGUUGUGGAGGAUUUUAGUUCCAUUGACUCCAUAAAAUCAAGAUUUGAAGAAUGGAAGAACAAACAUGAAGACUGUUAUAAGAAUGCAUACAUUUCACUUUGUCUUCCCAAACUGUUUGCUCCGUUUAUUAGACUGCAACUUUUGGACUGGAACCCAUUUGAGGUACAAUUGAUACCUUUGUUUUGAACAUUGUGAACAAAAGGGCAACUGAACUUGGCAAGGAUAUGGUGUACCUGCUGAGCACCUUGCCACAUCCAAAGUUUCUCUGAAACAGGUUACACAAGAUGCACAUUUGGUGUAGAUUUAAGGUUAAAGUAGCUCACUAUGAUGAUGGUCUGUGGGCUUCUUGGUGGCACAAGACAAUCAAGAACUCAAUACAUUGCUCCUUAUAUGGAUAAUUUCCUUAACACUUAAAAGGCAUAAAUUUCAUGGCAGAAUCUUAACAAUGCAGUGCUGUUUGGGGCUAAUCCUUCAUAUUGCGCAUUAAGCGGUGAAAUUUCAUUCAAAGUGCAUUUUUGAACUAAUGAGUUAGAAGUUGUGAUUAGAAACAACCAAAAAAAAAUGUUCAUAGUUUGAUUUCAUGCAAGUGUCCUUGAGCUGAGCAGCUUGAGUUUUGCUCAUUUAUAAAUGAGUAAUGUUGAAUUUUCUCUUAAACUGACAACAAUAAUUUUUAACCUAAUCUUUUGGCAGCAUAGUCAUUAAACAAUCAAUACAAACCUGAUAAAAAAAUGGUUACAGUAUUUUGCUCAUGACAGUACACAAUUUAAUGUUUUUUCUUUCUUCCCCUCCAGGUGAAAUGUUUAGAGAUUGAAGAAUUUCGUUGGUACAAAAGUCUUGUAUUGUUUGGAUGUGGAGAUGAUCCCUAUGAUAUUGAUGCGGACGACCUUGAUGUCAAACUUAUCCCAAUGGUGCUAGAAAAGGCUCUCAUUCCAAAACUAACUGGUAAUUAUAUUACUCCAAUUCUUGUCAAUAAAUCAAUAAAAAAGUUAUUUACAUUGAAUACAUUUUUUAAUACAUGUUAACUCACCUUUAAAUUUUUUCUAGGUCUUUUUGAAUAUGUUUGGGAUCCUCUUUCACAGAAGCAAACAAUGCUGGCCAUUAAGUUAAUAAGGGGAAUGGCUGAAGUUUACCCAAACUUUCAUGCUCAGGAUAAAUCAACACAAGUGAGAUCAAGCUUGUACUUUUUAAAAAUUUGUAAAGCUGAAUCAUUUUAGACUGUUUAUAUGUGGCUAGUUUUGUUGCUUGUUCAUACAUGGAUAUCAUCUUCUUUUGAAAAGAUGUUUCAUGCAAUUGGCUCACUGAUUGAUUGAUCAUUUGAAUAGUUGACAGGUUAAUCUUUGUUAGGUCAGGCAAUCAGUCCAGUAAGUUAGCCAAUCAGUCCAUCUAUUAGCCAGUAAAUCACUGGAUUGAAUUUUGAGUUAUUAAAUCCAAUGAUUUGCUCUGUUGCGACUUUCAAGUUAUUGUUUAGGUAAAUCUAAAACAAGCAGCAGUCAGUAAAUUGCAAAAUUUUCUAUUCAGUCAAUUAGAGAAUCAUCAAUGGAUAUUUCAUUUCACUGAUCAACGAGAAUGUCUUUCUUCUUUCUUUCCUGUUUGUAUAGUCACUGUUUGCUGCAAUAACCACCCGCUUAAGACGAUGUGUAAGUGAUGACGUUUAUGUUCCCCUCUACCCCAAAAGGUAAAAGUUGGUUUGCUCUUAAUUACAUUCUUAAAAUAAAGAGAAAUGUGAAACUAGCUGGUUUCUGGCAAAGAUCACUAACCACUUUGACUUUUUGGUUACCAUGUGUGUUGGGAUAUUGCUUGGAUUCUUAAGCAGAUAUGGUUAAAUCAGCCACCUUUCUCACUGAUGCUUUUUAGUAUUUUCUUGGGCAUGGCACUUUACUCUCUUGGGUUCUUUCCUCUCAGGGAUAUUCCAGUAGAUGAGUGCCUACUUACAUUUUUAACUAAUAAAGACACCUGCAUGUUAUCAAAAAAUUCUGACAACCAUUUGACUUAUUGUUGUACAUAAUCCUUAUUUGUUUUGGUUUGUUUUUCUUAAUUUUUUGAGCAGUUUAUUAGACAAUAAAUCUUCUGGGGCUUUGGCAUUUUUGCAGAGACAAUUUUGGAGUUGUGUAAAGGUAUUUAAAAUUUAAAAUUUAUUUUGCCACUUAUGAAGUACAGCUUGGGAAGUGCAUUCAUUUUUUUUUUUUUUUUUCGGUUUUUACCUAAUUAAGUUGAUGUCUUAACCCUGUACACCCUAACAUCAGUAUCCAUAUUCUCAAUACUCCUCUCUUCACAUUUCCUAUGGCACUUACAGGGAGAAUUCGCUUAACAAUCAAAGCUUUUAACGUUGGCGAUCAUAAUUCCUUUAUUCUCAUGAUCUUAAUGAAGGAUUCAGUAGCAUUACUGUAAGGAGAAAUCACAUGCUGGUCACUCUUAGGGUUUAAAGGGUUAAACCUGCAUUGUUUAUUCUUUUCUCUCCUCUGUUGUAGCUCAUGGGAAAUAUCUUGAGGUGGGAAGGCCUUCUUUCCUCCGCCAGACUGCAGGAACUGGCAAUAGAUGGUUUGUUGAACAGAUACCUUCUAUUAGCACUACAACACUCUCAUCUUUACUAUGACAGCCUGGAGAAAGUGAAAGCUGUAAGUAUCGUUUUCAUUCUUAACAUCGUUGACUUACGAGUUGCAGUCGCAUCCUGAUAAUUCGGACCUUCAAGGAAAGUUAAAAGGGUUCGAGUUAUCGGGAGUCGAAGAUACAGGCACUGUAGUUAGAUGUACCCUUAACCAACGAAACCUGAACUGCCGCUGACACGUUUUGUGUAAUGCAAAAAGGACAAAGAUUAAAAGUCUGCUUCAAAAUAAAUUACAGUAAAUUUUUUGGACGGCAGCACACUGUUGUUUUUUAUUCGUCACGUAUUGACAGACGUGGUUUGACGUGGUUCGAGUUAUCAAGGGUAAAAAUAUAUAGAGAAAAACCUGAAGAGAAACUACAGUUACUUUGAGUUCGGGGAAGGUUCGAGUCAGCGAGUGUAAAAUUGCAGUAAAUUUAUGACGGAAAUCUAAGGGAAUAAUCGAUUUUGGUUCGAGAUCGGCCAAUCGAUCGAGGGUGCGAGUUAUCGGGAGUCGACUGUUCUUCUAUGUGCGCUCAUCUUUUGACCUUGUUUGAGCCAACUACUGACUUUAAAUAGUUGAAAUGUGAGGAUGGUAUUCUUAGAUGUGCUCUUACUUGCUGUGGUCGCUCCGUGCGAGGCGGUUCUAUUACCAAAGCGCCUAUCAAAAUGAUCGCUGAUGACGACAAAAUACAACAACUAUUACAGCUUAGGUAAACGCAUGUGUCGAGAACGAGAGUGCAGGUACGAGAGUACCGACCUCUGUCCUUCGUGUGCGUGAUCUCUCGCUCUCGCGAGCUAGUCUGAAUCCCACUUGCUUGGUGAUUUCGAGCGCCAGCAAGGCGCUUUCGUGCUCCAGUAUUCCUCUGAGUAAUUAUGCUGGAAGAUUUUCCAAUUACUGUCUCCCUCUUCAUUAUAUCAUGUUGAAGAUUACUAAAAUUUGCAUCUCUGCUUUAAUGAAAAUGAUGGUUGUUAAUUUAUUUCCUUGUCAUUGCUAGGUUACCAGAUACCCUAAGGCAUUCGAGUAAACACUACUGCAAGGGCAUAUAUUUCGAUUUAAGCCUCUUCAAGUUUGUUUUAUAGAAGCGUGAUCCAAAACAAAGUUACUCCAACAAGGAAGAAAGUAAACAGGGUGAACACAUUCUUCAACAAGAAGAUACUGUAGAACUGAAGAAAUAUAAACAUCAAAUUCCCAAAACUUGCAUGAAAGGAGAUUAUAGGGAAAUAAGGCAAAUUUUUGCUCUCUAUCAGAUCACAGCCACGUUCCCCAAACAGUGGUUUAACGAGGAGCAGCAGACAACAGUACCUUCAUUGGAAGCGCUGGCACGUUUCCUUGCAACUUUAGCACUCAAUAUACAGCGGUCUUGUGCCGGGUGCCCUGAGGCCGAGAAAAAGAAAGCAAGGUACUUUCAGCUUUUGAUUUGAUUUGAUUGCGGUUCGUUUCUUUCUUUUUUCUUUCAUUUCAGUUUAGUGGUGGCAUAUACUGAAGGCUCAACAACUUCAGUCUCGACGAGUGUUGAUGAAACCGGAAAUUGUAUAUAUUAUUUUUCAUUAUGGUAACUUCAUGUAGGAAGGGCAGCCCUUGCGACUGUCGUCAGAGAAUUUGAUCAACCUUUCAGCAACAGUGAGCAACUGACACUACUGACCGAAAAAUUUGUUUGAAUUGAGUAACUGAAAAAUCUGUUUGAAUUGAGUUAUUACUGGUAACUUAUAACGAGACCAGCAAUAUGGACAGUGACCAAGACAGAAUUUUUCCUUACAACAUCAAUUCGAUAUUAGGCAGAAAAGUGACGAGAAUAAAGAGAAAUAUCAAUUAGGGGAUUAUAAGUUGCUGUAGUACUAAAUUCUCCGAACUAACAUAUUAAGAAUUGUAUGGCAGAGUUAAUAGAAUCACCAAUGAGAUCUUGGGAAAGACAGGGUUAAAGAAGGCUCGAUUGUCUAUUGAUUUGUUUUGUUGGUGUGUUUGUUUUCAGAAGCGGCAUCAAGAAAGUUAUACAAAUUCUCCUACAGUUAAGAUCCGUGGACAAAGCAAAGAUGGUAGCGGCAGAGCACAAUAUGGAUGACGUUGUCAAAGAUGUCUGACAAAGGCUGGAAUCGUUGCAUCUUGAGCACUUUUAAUAUCUGGACAUUGAAUCCAUUUAUAUUGGACCUGUUGUUUAAAACUACUUUCGCGACUUGUCUGCGGCCGUUUUUGCUUACGCAUCUUUUGAGCCCCUAAUGUUUCCGAGUCAGCAUAACAAGGUAGCAUGACACACAUUUUGGAAGGAUUAAAUGGAUAUUUAUAAAACUCUCACCAAUACGAGACUGUCCCUGGCAAACAUUUUCUUGACUAUAGAUGCUGCAGUUUAUAAGGACAAAGUAUAUUUCUCGGUAAAAUACUCUUAGUAGCAAUUCUUUCUCGAUGAAUUACCUAUUAAGAACACUGGCAAUUCACAUAACAGGCAUUUCGCACGGAAGUCAUGCAAUCUUUAUAAUACCAUGCGAAGAGAUUUAAAAAAGGUCUCAUUACAUCGACAUUUUUGCGUAACUAGUGCCAGGCAAACAUUUUCCGUGUACACUUCUUGGACCAGUGAAAGUCUCUUGUGUAUACUCACCGCGGUUCCCGAUUUAAGCGAAAGUUGAUAAUUCGGCACCAUUUCCGUCAUUUAACAUUACUUAAUCGCACAUCGCACCUUUUUCUCUAACCAGCAGAGCAGGCGUAAUUUUAGCGAGCGAGUGCUCCGUGUUUUCUUAUCGAAAAUUACGGCUGCUACCUUUGAAUCUGAUGGCAGCGGAAGGGUGGGGAGAGAAAGAAAUUAGUACUAAGAGGGCGGUCGACGGUGAAAAAUAAGGGGAGGGGUGGGAGAGUGGAGGUCUCCCCGCUCUUCACCCAUACCCAAUUCAAACGUGGCCAUUCGGAUGAACGGUCGCGAGCUUAUAACGUUAGCUCGUCCUAAUGAGACGCCUGCAGUGCAGGCUACUUUUUCCCCUGUCAUUACACAUAAUUUGCUGACAUUUAACAUCACAUAACGCCGUGAGACAACGUCACCACCACUAGACAAAAUUUAGGCUAACUUUGUAGUAUUCAUUGUCACUAGAAAUCUACUGUUAUUAAACAGUAGUAUAUACC
Molecule: messenger RNA, 8728 nt
Organism: Pocillopora meandrina
Lineage: Eukaryota; Metazoa; Cnidaria; Anthozoa; Scleractinia; Pocilloporidae
Source: the annotation of a GenBank genome assembly